Cryptomeria japonica (Japanese cedar) is the source of this 783-nucleotide messenger RNA. RefSeq lists its product as uncharacterized. NCBI's taxonomy places the organism in Eukaryota, Viridiplantae, Streptophyta, Pinopsida, Cupressales, Cupressaceae. The record is from RefSeq and is a predicted model, not a curated record. Bases 1 to 783 code for a protein of 260 amino acids. The transcript has a single exon.
AUGGAUUGCCAACUAGUUGUAUCAAAAUCACUUGUUCUUAAAUAUAUUACGAAAUAUGCAUCCAAAGCAGAAAGAAAAUCAGAGUCUUGUAUUGAUAUGUUAACACGAAUUUGUAAAAAACAAGCAAUUAAGGAACAAGCAAUAGUAGCAUAUCACAAAUUUAUAGCUGAAAUCAUUGCAGAUCGUGAUAUAAGUGCACAAGAGAUGUUGCAUAUGCUUCAAAAACUAUUGCUUGUUGUUUGCAAUUGCUCAUUUAUGACACUAACUGUUGGAAGAAAACUAUUCCAUCGAAUCAAAAGAAACCAAAAUGAAAUUGCAUUACAAUUGAACUAUCUACACUCCUACAUACAACGCCCUCUUGAGAUGGAAACAACAACAUUGAUUGAUUCUGCUGGAUCAUUUUCAUUUUCUGCUACUCGCAAAGGAUGCAAAUGGAAAAAAAGGAAAGAAAAUACAAUUGUCAAUGCCUUUCCUCAAUUUUAUGCUAUUCCAAACGAGGAUUCUGAACAGUUUAAAUUUUUUUGUCGGAGUGACCUACAUCUAUACAAGCAUUUUCGUAACAUUUCAAUGGAAAUGGGUCUCACCAAAGAUGACAUUGUUGCAAAUUGGAAGCAAACGAAUGUAAAUAAAUAUUUUGUGUGGCAUGUCGAUCACAUAGUUGAUAUAGAGGAAAACCAUGAACAAGAUGAGGACACUGACAAUGAGAUAAAUCUAGAAACCACUGUACAUAUGAAUGAAUGGGAGUUGCUAUCACAAAUGGGGCUUUGUACUGUUGGAAAUUAA